AUGAUAUUACAGGAAGCCAAAACAGUACUGGCCUGGCUCCGAGGAGUGAGUGUAGUGGACCGCGGUGUGGAACAGGACAUCGAUAGCAUCGUCAGGGUUGAGAAGCAGACACAGGCUGACUCGCAAUCCGUUUGGAAGAUUAUUUGGCAAGACAAACCGACGUUCAAAGCCUUCAUCAUCACAAUAAUCAUUAAGAUCACGCAACAGUUCGAUGGGUACCUCAUAGUACUGAUAUACGCCGGCUUCGUAUUCGAACGGGCUUCGGAAUCCAUCAGCCUUAAACUCAGUCCCAAUAAGCAAGUCAUGAUGAUCGGAGUAGUUCAGCUAUUGGGAUCUAUCGUUGCCACCUGCAUUGUGGAGAAGACUGGUAGAAAGCUUCUUCUAGUGACGACAUCGUUUGCUGUAGGAGUUGGUAUGGUAGUCCUCUCAGCGUGGUUCUACAUGACCUCCUCAGGGUUCUGGCUGCCCGGCUGGUUACCGGUCCUCGCCAUGUGCCUCUGCAUCUUCGCUGAUGCUGCGGGCUUCCAGCCAAUAUCCUACAUCAUUAUCACGGAUCUCUUUACGUUCCAGCUCCGUGGCAACGUGUCAGCUUUUGCGAACGUGUGUGCGAAACUAAGCAACUUCGUUCAAACGAAAUGGUUCACCAUUAUCUGUGAGCUGAUCGGUAUACAUUGGACCUUCUUGUUCUUCGCUGCGAUCUGCUUCGUCGCCUGCUUCUACACUAUCAUCUACUUCCCCGAGACCAGAGGCAAGACCGUCGAUGAAAUCUACUCCAAGCUCUCAGGUAAGGCCAAGAAAGAUGACAGCAGGAUCGAGUCUGUACCAUAAGUUAAUAUUAGUCAAAGUUGAAAUUCCAGUGUCACUGAUUCCAACAAGAUGAGCUAGAAACUUUUUUGUCACUGUUGCACAAAAGUCAACUUUAUUUGUUCAAUGUUUUAGUUGAUUUUUAUUAAAGUGACUGUUAUUAUUAUUAUUAUUUUCCUUUAAUCAAUUUUAUGCAAUGAUUUGUGAACUUUAUUGCAUGGCAAUAAAGCUUCUUUUUCUAUUUUUAUUUUAAUUCGAUUGACUUUAAAGUCCAGUACUGGACUAAGGCUUAUAAAAGUCAUACUAGUAGUAGAUUCUGUAUUUGUUUUAUGAAUACUGUUUAAUUUAUCAUUAGCCAAUCAGAAAAGGCCAAAAUGACGUCAUCUAUAUUGCGUCAAAUGAAAAGGAAUGAUGGCAAAUUAAAUCGAAUGUUUUUUUUAAACGUAAGAAAUAGACGUCGUCCUAGCAUAACAAACAGGAUUUUGUCAAUAUUAUUAAAAAUGUUUUCUUAACAAAUAAAAAACAUAGAUACUUAAAAAGAAUUAAUGUUAUCAAGCGUUUUGCUUCAUAAAUCAUUCAUUUAAUUGUCACCAUCAUCCCAGUUUCUAUUUAAAUAGUUUGUUUCAAAAUUAACCAAAAAAAAGACGUCAAAUUCUUUCCAACUGAUUCAAAUUUAUGUCAAAUUCUGUGUUUAUAAAUUUAAUAUUAUGAGCCCGAAACUACAAAAAAAAAUUGUCGCAGUGUUGAUCUUUUGUGAUGUUAUGUUCGAAUUUAUUGAUUGAAUGUCGAUUUUAAUUCAUUAUUAUUAGACCAUAAUUAUUUAAUCAUAAUUUUUAUUUAAUGGAUGUAUAUACAGUUACAAUUUGCGUGACAAUACGCCUUAUUUAUAAAUUAAUUAAAAACAAAUCUCGCUAAGAAUCAAGCGUUACUUAGAAAAUUCUCAAGUUAGUUCACAAGGACUGCCGAUAGAUGGCGCUAUAUACUUAAUAAUGUACAGUUGAUAUUAUUCAGUGAUCUCAUUUCCAUACCUUUUAACCAAUACAUGUUUUGAGUUAAUAAUGUAAUAAAGUUAAAAAUCUAAUUUGAUUGAAAUCUUUACUUAUAACAAUCGAUGUUUAAGUAUACUGGUUUAUACCUAAGUUUUACCUAAGUAACGCUUGGAUCUUAAUUGUGUUUCAAAAGGUUCGAAUACUUAAACGCAACUCAAUUAUCAACAGGUAUUUUGUUCCGCUAACUAUUUAUAUCAUUUUUAAAUUUAAUAUUGAGUAGUGUUUGAGUAUUAAGACUUUGUUAUUUAUUACAUAUAUGUAUAAUAUAAAAAUGAGCUCUCCGUCCAAAGCCAAUCAUAGUAUCCAAGAGAAUAGUAAACUAUUAUUUAAAGUAGUUCUGUCUGUAUUAUUAUCAUAGCAUGAUAUUGCUGUUACGAAGAUAAUUCGUGCAAUUGUUGAGUAACAU
Spodoptera exigua (beet armyworm) is the source of this 2259-nucleotide messenger RNA. NCBI's taxonomy places the organism in Eukaryota, Metazoa, Arthropoda, Insecta, Lepidoptera, Noctuidae. The record is from the annotation of a GenBank genome assembly.